UCACGGCUGUUCCGCUCUCUCUUCCGCAGGAACGGGGUGAACGUCGAAGGAGCGACGCACAAGCAAGUGGUGGACCUGAUCCGCGCGGGAGAGAAGGAGCUGAUCCUGACGGUGCUGUCCGUGCCUCCCCACGAGGCGGAUAAUCUGGAUCCCGGCGAUGACUCUCUGGGCCAGUCCUUCUACGACUACACGGAGAAACAGGCUGUGCCCAUCUCCAUCCCCACCUACAAGCACGUGGAGCAGAACGGCGAGAAGUUCGUGGUCUACAACGUGUACAUGGCGGGCCGCCAGCUCUGCUCGAAGCGGUACCGGGAGUUUGCCAUCCUACACCAGAACCUGAAACGGGAAUUUGCCAACUUCACUUUUCCGCGUCUCCCGGGCAAGUGGCCGUUCUCUUUGUCGGAGCAGCAGCUGGACGCGCGGCGGCGAGGGCUGGAGGAGUACCUGGAGAAAGUGUGUUCGAUACGCGUCAUCGGGGAGAGCGACAUCAUGCAGGAGUUCCUGUCGGAGUCGGACGAGAAUUACAACGGCGUCUCGGACGUGGAGCUGCGGGUGGCGUUGCCGGACAUAACCACGGUGACAGUCAGGGUCAAAAAGAACAGCACUACGGACCAGGUGUACCAGGCCGUGGCUGCCAAGGUGGGAAUGGACAGUAUUACUGCAAACUACUUCGCCUUGUUCGAAGUGAUCAACCACUCCUUCGUGCGCAAACUGGCGCCCAACGAAUUCCCCCACAAACUCUACGUGCAGAACUACACCUCGGCGGUGCCGGGAACGUGCCUGACCAUCCGAAAAUGGCUCUUCACUACAGAGGAGGAGAUUCUUCUCAAUGACAACGACCUGGCAGUCACCUACUUCUUCCAUCAGGCUGUUGAUGAUGUCAAGAAAGGCUACAUCAAAGCAGAGGAGAAGUCCUACCAGUUACAGAAGCUGUGUGAGCAGAGGAAGAUGGUCAUG
This is a messenger RNA of Tauraco erythrolophus (red-crested turaco), 957 nucleotides long. The record is from RefSeq and is a predicted model, not a curated record. NCBI's taxonomy places the organism in Eukaryota, Metazoa, Chordata, Aves, Musophagiformes, Musophagidae.